Molecule: messenger RNA, 2409 nt
Organism: Crotalus tigris (Tiger rattlesnake)
Lineage: Eukaryota; Metazoa; Chordata; Lepidosauria; Squamata; Viperidae
Product: arylacetamide deacetylase-like 4
Exons: 5
Coding region: 1-1851 (616 amino acids)
Molecular function (GO): hydrolase activity
Source: RefSeq, a predicted model, not a curated record
AUGAAUAUUCCAACAAAAAGUGAAACAGAGGGGAAACUAUGUGGGAAUUUCUCUGAAGAAACUGAGCAGGAACCCUUUGAAGAGAAAGCUGUCCAUGCUGAUGGACAACAUCAACCCUCCGAUUUCAGCAAAAACUUUCAUGGUCCAUCCAACCUGCUGACACCACCGAGAAUCCCUAAAGUGGAGAAGUUGUAUAAAUGCUUGGAAUGCGGGAAGUCCUUCAGUCGCAGCGCCCACCUGACGUCCCACCAGAUCAUCCACACUGGAGAAAAGCCGUAUACAUGUUUAGAGUGUGGGAAGAGCUUUGUUCGCCUCUCAUCAAAUUAUCCACACAGGGGAGAAGCUGUACCAGUGCUCGGAGUGCGGGAAAAGUUUCAACAAGAGCACCAACUUCGUGAGGCAUCAGAAGAUCCACAAAGGAGAGAAGCUGCAUCAGUGCGCCAAUUGCAACAAGUCUUUUACCAACAAACCGAGUCUCAUUCAGCACCAAAGGGUUCACAUGGGGGAGAGCCCUACAAAUGUUAUGAGUGUGGGAAGAGCUUCAGUCAUAGGGGCAGCCUCAAUGCGCAUCAGCGGAUGCACACGGGGGAGAAGCCGUACGGCUGCACAGACUGUGGGGAGAGCUUUCGGGAUCAGUCCAGCCUUAUUAGACAUAAGAGAACCCACACCGGGGAGAAGACCUACACCUGCUCAGAGUGUGGGAAAAGCUUCAGCCAGAGCACAAACCUGACUUUGCAUCAAAGGGUGCACACUGACGGGAAGCUUCAAGAAGAAUCUCCCCAAAUGCUUAACACGGCCAGGAUUCUGGAUAAACUUGGCAUCUGCCAUGAAUUUGCGAUAUGGAGGAUCCUUAUGAAUGGAAUACCCUCCAGGAAACCAUCUGACUUGAUUGUCAAGGAAAUGCUUUUUGACAGAGUGCCGGUGAUGGUCUGUUGUCCCAAAAGAGCAAGUCCAGAGAACAGACGAGGACUUGUCUGGAUCCACGGAGGAGCUGGCUUGUUUGGAAGCCUCCGAGCUUACAGAAGGCUGUGCAAUUUCAUUGUCCGGAAAACUGACACUGUGGUCGCAUGCAUCGGAUACCCCUUGGCGCCAGAGCACCCCUAUCCAGCUCAACAACUCAGCUGCUACACUGCCGUAUCACAUUUUCUGAAGAAUGCGCAGGACUACGGGGUGGACCCGAAACGGAUCGUGCUGGCUGGUGACAGCAGCGGAGGCACACUUGUUGCCAGCACUGCUCAGCAACUUCUGAUGACAAAGGACCUGCCACAGCCCCGGGCCCACAUACUAAUCUAUCCUUUCCUACAAAGCCUGGAUUUAAAUUUACCUUCUUACCAGCAAAACCAGUCCAUUCCCCUCUUAGUCAAGAAAGAGGCUGUUCGUCUUGGCACAAUUUAUCUCUUAGGAACCAGUGCUUGGGUCAAUGAAAUUAUGGCCAAUGCCCAUGUCCCGCAGGAACUUAUGGCAAACUAUCAGAAAUGGAUCAGUGCGGAACAUAUUCCGGAGGAAUUUAAAGGCCGGGGUUACGUGCCGUUUGUACCUGGUCCGUUUUCAGAAGAUCUUUUCAAAAAAUGCAAAACAGUUUUUGACCCCAUAUUUUCCCCACUCCUGGCGGAAGACGCAGUCAUCCAGCAGUUUCCAGAGACUUUCCUUUUAACCUGCGAAUAUGACAUUUUCCGGGAUGAUGGCUUGCUCUAUAAGAAGAGGCUGGAAGACAAUGGUGUCCCUGUCACCUGGCUUCACCUCAAGGAUGGAUUCCAUGCGAUCGCCUUGCUGAUAGGUAUGGGGUCAAUAGAGUUUCCAGGUACAAGGAAGAGUAUAAAUAGUGUAAUCCAAUUCCUAGAACGAUUCUAGAAAUCAAACAGCCUUGUUCCUCUUCCUUGUUCAUCUAGCCCUUGCCUUACAGACCUGGAUCUGAAGAGGUUAUACCCUAUAAUUUCAUCCAUCUGUCCUGCUUAACUGACCUGAAGAUGGUCCACCAACUCUUUGAAGAGACACAUCCUUGCCCUCUCCAGCUCGUUUAUAGCCCACCACUCAGGUAGCCUGGUGUCAGGCUGUGCAGGAAACUGUGGUUUUCCCUCUUACUCAAAAAACAGAAUUUCCCAUAUGACAGUCUAAGUGGCACCGAGGAACAGUUGGGAGAGUGGCCAGAUGUCUAACUUUUGCGCUCUCCUUCUCCCUAUAGUCAGGACAGUGGUUCUUUGGAAUAUCAAACUUGUGGAGAAUGUUGAACGUGACAGCACAAGGAAACAACAGCCCAUCACCAGCCAUCAACAUCCCAAUGAACCAAUAGGAAGGCAUCACAUAAUUGCGACUCACAGAAUAGCCCAAAGUGCAUAUAGGUAGUCCUUGACUAACGAUAACAAUUGAGUCCAAAAUUUCUGUUGCUAAGUGAAACAUUUGCUAAGUGAA